Phyllopteryx taeniolatus (common seadragon) is the source of this 1427-nucleotide messenger RNA. RefSeq names its product hairy-related 12 (gene her12). Bases 501 to 956 code for a protein of 151 amino acids. Gene Ontology annotation, molecular function: protein dimerization activity; RNA polymerase II cis-regulatory region sequence-specific DNA binding; DNA-binding transcription factor activity, RNA polymerase II-specific. Lineage: Eukaryota; Metazoa; Chordata; Actinopteri; Syngnathiformes; Syngnathidae. The transcript is spliced from 2 exons. The record is from RefSeq and is a predicted model, not a curated record. Gene Ontology annotation, biological process: regulation of neurogenesis; regulation of transcription by RNA polymerase II; anterior/posterior pattern specification. Gene Ontology annotation, cellular component: nucleus.
GUUAUGUGCUGUAAAAAUAUCAACAAAUAUAAUUGUAUGUGCGGUAUUAGUGUAAUUAAUUCAUUUUUGUGAUUUAGAUGAAGAGCAGACCACAUUUGAUGACCAAUAUAUGAAGAAAUUUAAGAAAUGCCAAAGGGUUCCUAUGAUAGAUAGAUAGAUAGAUAGAUAGAUAGAUAGUUUGUCACUUCAUAUCAUUUUUAGCUCCCCACUAUUGUAUUUUGACCAUAAAUGUGCGAUGAGUUACUGUGCCCUGCUUUACCACUCAUUGCUUAUCUUGGGAAACAUGCCCGGCACAGAUACAUGACCUCUGGGUUAUUGAUGUCUCUUCUAUUGUUGUGUUGGGAGUCCCACUGGUCAGAGUGUGGGAACCCCAGCCGGGCCUGAGCCACAUGCCUUUGUUAUGCUAAUAUAAACCUAUAAAAUGAAGAGCAGCCUCUGCACAGAUACCAGAGCCUACACUACUAUCCUGCAAGAAGUUUCUCCUCUACACCUGGAUAGAAAUGGCGCCUUGCUCCUCCAACUUCUCCUUCAUGCAACAUGCCAGGAUUUCUGAGAGGGACAACAUCAAAUUAAGAAAGCCCGUCGUGGAGAAAAUGCGUCGAGAUCGCAUCAACAGCUGCAUCGAGCAACUCAAGCUCAUCCUGGAGAAAGAGUUCCACAAGCAAGAACCCAACUCCAAGCUGGAAAAGGCUGACAUCCUGGAGAUGACUGUCAGCUUUCUGAGGCAGCAGCUGCAGCCCUCCGCCGGUAUGAGUGGCGGAGAAUACAGCCGGGGCUACUCUCACUGCUGGAGGGACUCGCUGCACUUCCUCUCAGUGGCCCCCGGCAGCACGGGGGCCUCGCUGCGGGCUGAGAUAGUCUGGAGGGACCACAGCUCCUCUCCGGGGGGCUCGCCUAGCAGAGGCCCCAGGCUGCAGGAGAGCAAUGGAGGCACAGUGGUGUGGAGGCCCUGGUAGAAGACUCGAACCCCUCCUCACUUUGUAAGAAAUACAGUACGCAUUUCCAGCCCUGCUCCUUCCUCAACAUCUCAUCAUAUUGAUGGAGACGUUGUGAAAGCCAUAGCUCCCACUUAUCUAGAAGUCUCUUUGCUUUGACUGUGAUUCACCAUUCGACCUUUGAUCUCUGAUUUUGCGUGAUGAUGGUUUUAAUGAAUCGUUUACUCCAGUGGAGUUUUACAGUAUACAGUAUCUUGCUUGAUUGUAACAGUGUAUCUCUGCCAUAUUGUGCCGUACUGACAGCCCAUGUUGAGAAUAUUUCUCUCUUAUCGUUUGAUGAACGCCAAAUUGUAUAAUGCCAAAUUGUAUAAUGCUGAGUGAUGUGACGUCUGUGGCCGUGCGUGUGAAUGUGACCAUGUUACUGUUUUUGCUUUGACAUUUAUGCUCUUAAACCCCAUUUUGUAUGACAAUUAACAAUAAGAAUAAACCAAU